UUUGGACAAAAGUCAUAACGGCACAGUGAGAGCAAAGAUGCAACCAAACGCAGGUUAUAAGCUGCGAUAAAAAACACAUAUUGCAUUGAACGAAGAGGAGAAUAAACAAGCCACAGGUUGCGCUUUUUGGGCCAUUCUGCACAUUUGUAAAUACGGUCUGACCGCCCGCCAUCACAAUGCUGCUACCGAAUUGCGCUCUGUUACUUCUGCUCUGCUUCGGUAUAGAAACGACGAGGGCUGAGGGAUGCUCGGGUACAUCAUGUGGAAAGUGUGAUUGCUCUGGCGUUAAAGGUGCAAAGGGGGAGCGGGGGUUUCCCGGACUGCAAGGCAACAUGGGAUUCCCCGGGAUGCAGGGACUCGAGGGGCCCGCGGGGCCAACCGGCACCAAGGGAGACUUCGGAGACGCAGGAGGCCCUGGACUGAAAGGAAUGCGCGGUCCCCCAGGUUCAGCGGGGUUCCCAGGAAACCCAGGCCUUCCCGGAAUUCCAGGGCAAGACGGCCCCCCAGGUGCACAAGGUGUCCCAGGAUGCAAUGGGACGAAGGGACGAGGCGGAACUGACGGGUUACCGGGCUUCCCUGGACCGAGCGGCCCUCCGGGGAUCCCCGGAUUUCCAGGAGCGAAGGGGGAUUCUGGCGGUAUCAUUGAAGGCACCAUCCCACAGAAAGGCGAUAAGGGUUUUUCUGGAGGGUCUGGAUUCCCGGGAAGUAAGGGACUUCCUGGACAUCCGGGUCUACUUGGACCUGAAGGGCCCUCAGGACCUCGGGGGUUCCCUGGCCCCCCUGGCCCCAAAGGAGAGCCGGGCAAGCUGUCUUUCCAAGGUGAAAAAGGUGAAAAGGGAAGCCCAGGUAUUCGGGGUCCCCCCGGGCCCGCCGUGUCUCAAGAGGAAGUGGGGGGACCUGCUACGUCACACGCCGUACCUGGACCAAAGGGCGAAACGGGGGAAAGUGGUCAAAAAGGAGAGAAAGGUUUCUGUGUGCCCUACCAGACCGGGGUCAAAGGUGAACCUGGCCCCCCGGGCCCCAGGGGUAAACCAGGCAAAGACGGAGACAACGGGAGUAAAGGAGAGACAGGGUUCCCUGGAGCACCUGGGUACCCUGGAGUGCUGGGGGAGAAGGGAGAUCGAGGACUUCCAGGAUAUGGUCAAGGGGCACCUGGCCCAGAAGGUCCUGCCGGUCCUCCGGGCCCGAGAGGAGACAGAGGUCUUCCUGGGAUUCAAGGAUCCACUGGCCUGCCAGGCAGGCUGGUUGAGGGCCCUCCGGGGGAGAGAGGGUUCCCAGGAGAGAUCGGCCAGAAGGGCGACCGGGGUGUCGACGGCGUGUCGCUGCUCGGGCCCAGAGGCAAAGAUGGGACCCCGGGACCAGUCGGCCCACCUGGCCCUCCAGGGGAUGGAGACUGCGACAUUAACCGAGGGCCCCCAGGGCCGCCCGGCCCCCCAGGACUCGGCGGAGAACAGGGCCAGAAAGGUGACCAAGGAGACACCUGUGUGGAGUGUGCGGCCCACGGCCCCCCCGGACUCCCGGGCGCCCCAGGCCCCAAAGGACAGCAAGGUUAUCCGGGACCCGGGGGCAACAAAGGAGAGCAGGGUCUACCUGGCAUACCUGGUCGCCUGGGAGACCCAGGUAUCACUGGUUCCCCAGGGCUGAUGGGAGCCCCAGGAGCCCAUGGGGAGCCGGGUGACAUCUACGCAGCGCCCGAACUGAAGGGGCAAAAGGGUUUCCCUGGCACCCCCGGGUCACGAGGCCUGCCGGGCCUGGACGGGAUACCGGGUCGGGAUGGGACCCCGGGCCAGCCCGGACCCAAAGGACAACCGGCGACCGUAGGCAUCAAAGGAGACCGGGGCAGGGAUGGAGACCCGGGUCUGACCGGGCCCCAAGGAGAGAGAGGCCCCCCGGGGCUCCCUGGGUUCGGUCUUCCUGGGGAGCAGGGAGAGAAGGGUAAUCCAGGGUUUCCAGGACAGCCAGGAGUUCCAGGUCAUUCAGGACCCAAAGGUGAACCUGGGACUGGUGUUGGCAAACCAGGACCACAAGGUGUCCCUGGACCUCGGGGGGACAUGGGAAAACCAGGCCUGCAAGGUGAUCAAGGUUCUCGGGGGGACCCUGGCAUGCCAGGUUUUCCCGGACAGAAAGGCGACCCGGGCCUCACAGGAAUCGGAUUACCCGGCGUCCCAGGGCCUAAAGGUAUUUCUGGAAUACCGGGUGGACCAGGGCUUCCUGGAGUACCCGGACCAGGAGGGCAGGACGGGUUCCCUGGGAGAGCUGGCACAACUGGGCAAAAGGGGGAGCCAGGGCGGGGCCUGCCGGGGGCCAAGGGGACCAUGGGGCCACCGGGCAUUUCUGGAUUCCCGGGAGAGAAGGGCUCCGUGGGGCUACCUGGUAUCCCAGGACUGGAGGGGGGGACGGGGCCUCCUGGAGCUCAGGGAAUCAAAGGUGAUCAAGGGCCCCCAGGGCCUUUUGGGAUUGAGGGGCGACCUGGCCCCCCAGGACCAGGAGAGCCAGGGCCAGCCGGACCCAAGGGAGAAGCAGGCCCACCUGGACCCUUCGGAAGUGGGGGGGUGAAGGGUGAGAAGGGGUAUCCCGGCAGUCCGGGGCUGGACAUGCCCGGGACUCAGGGGGAGAAGGGUGACGUAGGGUUCCCCGGAAUACCCGGAUCCAAGGGCUUCUCAGGGAGACCAGGCCCUGCUGGAAGAGAUGGGUCUCCAGGCCUUCAGGGCCCCAAGGGGGAGAUGGGCGUGAUGGGAACCCCUGGGAUCCCCGGAUACCAGGGCACGUCUGGGGGUCCUGGUGCCCCCGGACCAAGAGGCGACCCAGGGAUCACGGGGCCAAGAGGGGGCUUCGGUGAGGCGGGCCCCAAAGGAGACAGAGGAGAGCAGGGUCUGCAGGGCCCCGCGGGCAACAUGAGCAAAGUGGAGAUGGAGCACAUGAAGGGGGAGAAGGGGGAUCUGGGGGACAGAGGUGAUCCUGGAUAUGCGGGAGAAAAAGGAUACCCGGGGCAGCCCGGAAUACCAGGAACGCCAGGAAAACACGGAGAGCCAGGAUUAGCAGGAAAGCCAGGACAGAAAGGUGACCUUGGAAGACCAGGAGAACCAGGAAGUGCUGGAGAACCUGGAUCCAAAGGCAGCAUUGGGGAAAUGGGCCUACCAGGAUCACUGGGACCAAAAGGUGCUAAAGGAACGAUCGGGACUCCAGGCCACGCUGGGUUCCCGGGCUCUGCUGGAGAGAAGGGGCUGAAAGGGGACGCUGGAGAGCCAGGUAUCGGGGUUCCUGGAGCCCCAGGAGAGAAGGGACAAACGGGCGUUCCUGGUUUUCCUGGAACCAGCGGAGACAAGGGCCAAAAGGGCGGGUUGGGAACCCUGGGAAUGCCAGGAUUACCAGGCCAGAAGGGAGACUUGGGCUUUGAGGGCCGUCAAGGUAGCCCCGGAACCCCGGGUGAGAAAGGUGUCAGCGGAUUCCCAGGUACCCCCGGAGAUCCAGGUGGUCCCGGACGGCCAGGUGAGCCCGGUCUGCAGGGCCCUGCUGGACCCCAGGGAGGGAAAGGAGAGCCAGGUGUGGACGGGAUACCCGGAUCCCUCGGAGAGAAGGGAGACGCAGGUGUGCCCGGCAGAGGCUUGCCUGGGAUCAGCGGCCAGACCGGCGGAAAAGGUGACAAAGGCAGUGGAGGAUUCCCAGGUCUUCCCGGAAGCCCGGGUAUCCCGGGAAUAAAGGGCACCAAGGGUGUGGAUGGACAGCAGGGCCAGCCCGGCUGGCCGGGAGAACGGGGCCUUCCGGGGCCCUCCAUGGAGGGGCCAAAGGGAGACAGAGGAGGGCCCGGGUCCCAGGGGGACAUCGGUACACCUGGACCUCAAGGACACCCUGGGGUUCCGGGAAGCGUGGGAUCCAAGGGAGAACGGGGAGAAGAGGGCUCCCCGGGGGCUGCCGGACAACAGGGUGACAAGGGGGCAAGCGGUGCUCCCGGAUUUCCUGGACAAACUGGGCUUCCAGGAGUCAAUGGGUAUAAAGGAGAUGUUGGACAACAGGGAAUGCCUGGAUUCCAAGGGGUAAAAGGCGACUCUGGAGUGAUCGGAGGCAAGGGAGAGUUGGGAGAGAGAGGGUACCCUGGACCCAAAGGCAACAUUGGCCCCCCUGGUCCUCCUGGACCCUACACCCUCGUGAAAGGAGACAUCGGUUUCCCAGGGGUUGACGGCCCCCAGGGACCCAAGGGCCAGCCAGGAUUCCCUGGAGUUAAAGGGCUUCAAGGUGUGACGGGACUCCAGGGCGAUAAAGGAGAUGAGGGGGUGCCGGGGUACAAUGGGCGUUCUGGCUCUAAGGGAGAACCAGGUCCCGUAGGACCGUCAGGUCCCAGAGGGUACGCGGGUCCCCCAGGGCCCGAUGGACUGCCUGGCCAGGUGGGUCCUCCAGGGCCCUCCUCAAUGGACCACGGUUUCCUGGUAACCCGCCACAGCCAAUCGGUGGACAUUCCCGUCUGCCCUCAGGGCACCAGCCCCAUCUACGAUGGAUACUCCCUCCUGUACGUCCAGGGCAACGAGCGUUCGCACGGUCAGGACCUGGGAACGGCGGGGAGCUGCUUGAGGAAGUUCAGCCCCAUGCCCUUCCUGUUCUGCAACAUCAACAACGUCUGCAACUUCGCCUCCCGCAACGACUACUCCUACUGGCUGACCUCCCCGGAGCCCAUGCCCAUGAACAUGGCACCCAUCACCGGACAGAGCAUCAAGCCCUUCAUCAGCCGGUGUGCGGUGUGUGAGGCCCCAGCCAUGGUGAUCGCGGUCCACAGCCAGAACAUCAUGAUCCCGGCCUGCCCCAGUGGAUGGGACUCUCUGUGGAUUGGCUACUCCUUCGUCAUGCACACCAGCGCGGGUGCGGAAGGUUCCGGACAGGCCCUGGCGUCCCCCGGCUCCUGCCUGGAGGAGUUCCGCUCGGCCCCCUUCAUCGAGUGCCACGGGCGCGGCACCUGCAACUACUACGCCAACUCCUACAGCUUCUGGCUGGCCACCAUCGAGGAGAACGACAUGUUCAAGAAGCCCGUCCCCACCACGCUGAAGGCAGGAGACCUGCGCACGCACGUCAGCCGCUGCCAGGUGUGCAUGAAGAGGACGUAGAGGCUCCCCGAACGCUCGCUCCGUCCGUCCGUCCGUCCCUCUGUUCGUCUGCGUUCCGUUUCCUUACAAAAAGAUGGUGCUAUUACAUACGAAGGACAGAUUCAUCCCAAACUCGCCACGCGUUCCUCUCGGUGAACACAGCACCGAAUAAAAAACACCUGGACUUUGAGCUGGUGGGAGAGCGGCAGGUGGUUUAGCUUGUUGCAGAGCACUCCGCUACGUUGCCAAAAAACACUUCUGCUACGUUGCCAAAAGCGUUUCUGCUACGUUGCCAAAAUGUUUCUUUCCUGAAUGGCACUUUAUUACUGCACUGAAUAUACCCCGAUGUAAACAAGUGUCCAUUUUAAAGGAGUGAGUGUGUGUCAGGUGCUAUUUACUUUAUAUCUCUUUAUCCACAUUCUGCAUUUAAGUAAUGCCUUUGAUGUUCUUUUACAGAUCCCACCUAACUCAGUUUAUAGAUAUAAAUAUUUUUAUUGUUUUCUUUUUAUUUGAUUUUAUUUUAUUCCAAAGAUGUACUAAUGCUAAGGCUGACUGUGAAGCAGCUGAAGGAUAACUCUAGUUGAAAUCUCCAUUAGUAAAAGGUUGCCAUAACACUCACGUGUGGUAUCAGAAAGUGCCAUUAGCUCUCUUCACUGUAAAUAUACUGCAUCCAAAGUACUAAUCGCUGCCACCAUAACAUGUCAGAUAAUCACAUUCCUUUUUGUGAUACCUUUUUUUAAUUUAUGAAUAAAAAAAAUGAAUAAAAAAAAACUGAAAAAGCCAAAGGACAGGCACUCACAGCACAGACAGGGCAGUUUAAAAUGGCCGCCGUUUCGCCAUGGAAACGAGGGAUUUCACUGUUACUGCAACAACCACGGAGGGGGGCAUUAGACUCUUAGCUCCGGACUCACUUUCCCAGAAGCCUCAGCGUGUGUAGACACACAUACAUUGGGGGAGAGAUGCCACCGCAUUCGCUCACACGUGUGUAGUUUACUGAGAGCACUGACGGUGACCUGCCAAUAGGGGGCAGCAGAGCACAGAGAGGAACUCUGAACUGAACUCUGUGUUUCAUGGUGAACGACCUCUCUGAAGUGAGCCGGUCGUGUUUUUCAUACGAUUCGGCGUCUGAGGAGCAUUCAGGAUCACGGGGCUCUCAAUCGCUUAUUUAUACCUCCCUGCUUCCUUUCUUCAUGUCCUUUCCUCGCUCCUGGCUCCACCCAUCGGAGGACGCAAGGAAAGGAAGCGGGGGAAGGAGGUGAGGACGGAGGACUCGAGAAAAUGCGUAUUCGCCAAACGGAAUGCCCUUGCUUUCUUAACCGUCAGUUUGAAGCCACGUCGUCAGUUACAGACAUGGCACGUCGGGAGAGGUGCAUCAUUUAUAGCAUAUGUCACACAUUCUGAAAAAAUACUUCCGCAUACACAAGUAUGCGAUCUCGUUUCCUUGGUCAAGAAUCCUUCAGGAGCCCACUAGCUCCUAGCUCCUUCACAGAGCAUUUAACAGCCUGGAAUGUCCUUAAAUAGGGCCAGUCAGGGGCCGAGGAGACGAGGAUGGAUAAAUGAAGCGAUUGGAAUGAGCCCACGUCAUCCAUACUCCCUGCGUCAGCCACUGGGGGGGCGCUGUUUGGCUGUGGAGGCCUCUGCGUUCCCACCCACAUCGCCCCCUGCUGGUCUGUACGCAGCCGCACACCCAGGCCCAAGCCAUCGUAGCCAUCAUCUCCAAUAAAACUCACUCUAAUUUUAGCAUUAGCGCCCAUGCUAUUACUGGUAAUGGAAGAGUACAGAGAUAUAUUAUCACAUUAAACGAACAGAGGGCUCGGUCACCAUGUCAAAGAACACGGAGCUAGAUUCACAUCCUACAGCGCUGCCCACCCAGACCCCGCCGACAGACGAGAGGCUCUCAGACACGACAAAAACUACACGCGGCCAAGACCCGCCACUUUAAACGCCAGCGCAGCGAGGCCUUGUGCCCACACACCGGAAAACAUUCUCGCUGAGUCACGCCGGAGACUUUAAACUGCUGCCCACCGCCUGUCUUAAAAAGACACGGGCCGGGAGAUCUCCGAUUCAGCUGCCACGGUAACUGAGUUUGGGGACGGAGAGGAAAUGCAGUUCUGAGGCCCGUUUCACAGCACAUCCGUGACCAUACCCCUCGCAUACAUCACAUACUAUUAUUUGGUCAAGUUACUUCCUGAAAGGUUUGAACUUUCAGCUUCCCCAGAAUUUAUGGUUUUGUCUUCAGGGUUUUUAUGCGAAUAAACGACACAGACCUACACUUUAAGGUCAGGCAAAGACAAUCAUAUGCCUGACAAGACACUGGCUAGUUUAAUCCCAUUGGUCAUAUCUUACCCACAGUUCUGUGGUUUGGGAACAUCUCUGGUGUAAAAUCCAGCUAUAUUUUAUCAGCUACCAGCUGUUUCAAAACAUACUGUAGCUUGAGCUGGUUGAAACAUGGUGAGUAUGGAGCUGGUCUGAACUGGUCAACCAGCUACCCAGCUGUUUCAAAACCUAGCUUGAGCAAAUCAAACCAUGUUGAGCAUGAAGCUGGUCUGAACUGGUCAACCAGCUACCAGCUGUUUCAAAACCUAGCUUGAGAUGUUUUUUUUCAGCAAGGUUGCUAGAUUCCGGUAGGUGGCGACGGUUUCUGUCAGUGUUUGGACCUGAACUCAGUUCGGGUUGUGCUUUGAGUGCCCUGGAGCAGAACUAACUGUGCUCACCUGUGUACUCAGUUGGUUCUAGGUGCAGUAUGUGGCUCUUUCAGUCCAGAAUGAAUCAUGUGUAAUUCAUGCAAUAAAGUUUGUACAAAAAAACA
This is a messenger RNA of Conger conger (European conger), 7881 nucleotides long. Its product is annotated as collagen alpha-1(IV) chain-like. The record is from RefSeq and is a predicted model, not a curated record. The transcript has 52 exons. Gene Ontology annotation, cellular component: collagen trimer. Gene Ontology annotation, molecular function: extracellular matrix structural constituent. The coding region runs from base 177 to 5093 and encodes 1638 amino acids. NCBI's taxonomy places the organism in Eukaryota, Metazoa, Chordata, Actinopteri, Anguilliformes, Congridae.